AUGAGCAGCUGCAGUGCUUCUGACAUCCACUCUUUUCUCAGGAGCAUCGCAAGCACUCGCUCGGUACAGAGCACGGCAGGAACGGAUUAUACAACCAGCUAUGACUGUUCGAGUGGCCUGAGCUUGCAAGCAGGCAACCUUCAAAUUCAAAUGGUGAGCCCAAUGGCGGUUAGUAAUGGGCAGUGCUACUAUGAUGCAAGUGGUGGGUCAACUUGCUCUACAGCCGCCCCCAGCACCGGUUGGGCAAGAUUUUGCUGCUGUGUUGAAGCUGUUGGUGACUGCAAUGUCGACCAGCUUAAUUGCCCGACGGAACUGUCUUUGGCAACCGCUACGUCUGCCACCUCGACUUCGGUGAGCACAGUCACAACAUCUUCGUUGACAAUUACGUUUUCUUCAUCCAGCAAAUCCACAACCACAACAAUCACUCACUCAUCCACGGUUUCCUCAACAACGCGCACAGCAACGCACACCACAAGUACCAGCGUAACGUCCACCACAAGCACGUCAACGUUUAGCGCAACUACAAGCAUGACCUCCACUAGUACAACGUCUGCUUCUUCAACAAGAUCAUCAUCCAGCUCCUCCACGUCAGGUACAUCAACUACGUCCACGAUGUCCAGCACUUCCUCGACGAGCACUGCUUCUUCAUCUUCAUCGCGCACCACUAGCACAACGUCUUCGAGCUGGUCAACGACGAGCACAUUCUCCAGAACUACAGUCGCAUCGCUGAUCACUGAAACGAGCAGUCUCACUUCCACCCAUACUGUCACACCUACGUCAACUGCAUCUUUCUCUACGACCGGCACUACCACAACCCUGGUUUCAACAACAACUAGCACGACCUUGACCUUGACACUUCAAAGAUGGCUUUUUGACCUUCAGUCUUUCUUCAGGCCUGCCGCAGCGCCGAUCCAAACUAACGUUCUUCACAAUCUGCACGUUCCAUGUUGCCCUGCGCUUAUAGCAUGCACCAAGAACACACCAAAUGCAUGCUCGUGUAGUGCACAGCUUGACAUGUUCGUGCCCUGCAGGCCCAAACCCCUUCAAGCCGUGGUUACCACAACCUCGACGUCCUCAUCAACGAUGACAACUGCUACGUUCACGUCAAGUUCCUUUGAAGUGCCAACGCUGGCAAGCUCGACCACGACGUCGACCAAGUCGACGACGACCUCCACACCCCCUGGAGAUGAGCAGUCUGUGGCAGUUGCCUGCAGUGAAGUGAGUCUGGUUGCAUGUAUCUGUCUAUUUGUUGGUGUUGCUGCAUGA
Molecule: messenger RNA, 1266 nt
Organism: Symbiodinium pilosum
Lineage: Eukaryota; Dinophyceae; Suessiales; Symbiodiniaceae
Source: the annotation of a GenBank genome assembly